Orycteropus afer afer is the source of this 957-nucleotide messenger RNA. It is a transcript of the gene LFNG, whose product is annotated as LFNG O-fucosylpeptide 3-beta-N-acetylglucosaminyltransferase. The record is from RefSeq and is a predicted model, not a curated record. NCBI's taxonomy places the organism in Eukaryota, Metazoa, Chordata, Mammalia, Tubulidentata, Orycteropodidae. Gene Ontology annotation, biological process: pattern specification process; regulation of Notch signaling pathway. Gene Ontology annotation, molecular function: O-fucosylpeptide 3-beta-N-acetylglucosaminyltransferase activity. Gene Ontology annotation, cellular component: Golgi membrane.
AUGCGGCUGGCAGGGGCUCGGACCCUGCUCCCGCGGGGCGCUAAGGGAGCAGGGGGUGUAACGACCACUUCCGGGCCCCUCGCUCCCACCCCCACCCGGCAGCAGGCGCGCAUUCCUGCCGCCCCCGCUCGUCCCGCCGCCGGCGCCCCGCGGCCCCCGGCGGAGCCGCUGGGGCCCCGCGACGUCUUCAUCGCGGUCAAGACCACCAAGAAGUUCCACCGCGCGCGCCUCGACUUGCUGCUGGAGACCUGGAUCUCGCGCCACAAGGAGAUGACCUUCAUCUUUACGGAUGGGGAAGACGAGGUGCUGGCCAGACACACGGACAACGUGAUCAACACCAACUGCUCAGCCGCCCACAGCCGCCAGGCGUUGUCCUGCAAGAUGGCCGUGGAGUAUGACCGCUUCAUCGAGUCGGGGCGGAAGUGGUUCUGUCACGUGGACGAUGACAACUACGUGAACGUGAGGGCUUUGCUGAGGCUGCUGGCCAGCUACCCUCACACACAGGAUGUCUACCUGGGCAAGCCCAGCCUGGAUCGGCCCAUCCAGGCCACAGAGCGGGUCGGCGAGGGCGAGGUGCGUCCCGUCCACUUCUGGUUUGCCACCGGGGGGGCCGGUUUCUGCAUCAGCCGUGGGCUGGCCCUGAAGAUGAGCCCUUGGGCCAGUGGGGGCCACUUCCUGAGCACGGCCGAGCGUAUCCGUCUGCCGGACGACUGCACUGUCGGCUACAUCGUGGAGGCCCUGCUGGGCGUGCCCCUCACCCGCAGCGGCCUCUUCCACUCCCACCUGGAGAACCUGCAACAGGUGUCUGCCGCGGAGCUCCACGAGCAGGUGACACUGAGCUACGGCAUGUUUGAGAACAAGCGGAAUGCCAUCCACAUGAAGGGGGCCUUCUCGGUGGAGGCAGACCCAUCCAGGUACGGAACCAGGGCUGGCGGACGGGAAGCUGGGUGUCUCUAG